AGAAGGGUCCAACAACACCAAGUGGCAGGGUGACAAGUCGAUCAGUAGCUGAAAGGAACUCCUAACCGAACCCGUACUGCUGGAUGGAUCGGAACACGCACAAGGACGUUGUACAGGGAGUAGGAGGAGCAGAACGCGGUGUGACUCCUUCUUAGCCCAAGACCGUUCGGCUCAUUCGACUCCCAACUCCCAAGGGCGUUGACGAACCAUUGCUUCUUCCUGCAGCCAUCUUCAGGUAACAGCUUCCUUUUUCAUUUUCUACAAGAAAAUUAAGGUAGUAACAUGAACACCGCACCCGUCGCGCCAAAGCCUGUGUCGCUUCAUUUAUUAGAAGAACUUACAAAUAAUUUCUCUCCGGACCGGAAACUUGGUGGCGGCACGUAUGGAGAUGUUUACCUGGGAGAGCAUAAAAAUGGAGAAAAGAUUGCCGUGAAGGUGCUUAAAGAAGGUCUGGACCUUAACGAUGAGGAAUUUCAGAAGGAGUAUCACAACCUUGCAAAUCUUCAACACAAAAAUGUUGUCCGGUUAGUUGGAUAUUGCCACGAAACUAAGAAAGAAUUUCUACCGUACAAUGGAAGGGUGGUUUUUGUUGAUACGAUUAAAAGGAUGCUUUGCUUCGAUUAUAUGCACAAUGGAAGCCUUGAUAGUUUUAUUUAUGAUGAAUUUAAUGACCAUAAUUGGUGUACACGCUAUGCAAUAAUUAAGGGAAUAUGCGAGGGCUUGGAAUACCUUCAUGAGAAAUUAAAACCUCCUAUGUAUCAUUUAGAUUUAAAACCAGAAAAUAUAUUACUGGACGAAAACAUGUCACCAAAAAUCGCAGAUUUCGGCGUGUCAAGGCUGUUCUUAGAAGAAAAAACAAGAAAGACAAACACUGCUCUAGGAACACUUGGGUACAUACCACCAGAGUACAUAAAGGAAGCUUUGAUCUCAAUUAAGUUUGAUAUAUUCAGUUUGGGUGUCGUGAUCAUACAGAUAAUGAUGGGACGAGAGGGCUACUUUAGAAGUGAAGAAAUGUCUUCCCAACAGUUUGUUGACCUCGUACAUACGGACUGGAUGAAUAGGCUACAAGCGAUAUCAGUGGAUGUAUAUUCUGUACAAGUAAGGAGAUGCAUCGAAAUAGCUUUAAGUUGUGUGGAGGCUGAUCGACACAAAAGGCCAAGUAUUGGGUUAAUCGUCAGUACUCUUAAUAAGACGGAAUCUUGUCUCCAGAUCCUUGAUGCAUUAAGAAAUGACUCAGCCUCACCGAUUAACCAGGCAAGUAGUUCUGUGUCCAAGUUAGUGGAUGAGGUGCAGUCGAUGGCUGUUUCUGCAGCACCAUCCCAUUCGCAGCUGCAGCAAAUAAUGAGUGUACCUAAGGGACCUGGGGAGACAAGCACUGAGCCUUUCAAGGACAGGUUGUUAAAGGAUGAAUCCAAUGUAGCUUCAAAUGUCGGCAACCUUUCCAUGGCUAAUGCACAGAGUGGUCCUGUCACGCCACAGUCCCAGGGAACUGAAUAUAGUCUAAAUUUGUACAUGCACCAAACCAUCCAUGGACCUAACCAUAACCAAAUAAAUAUAGCAGAUCCAAAGCAGCCAAUGCUGUUUGGUUACACCAAUGUUCAUGACUAUCCCAUACAUGAUGGUCUUGGCCCCAGCGCGAAGAUUGUUGCACGUGCACAAGGCCUGCAUGCCGAGACUAGUAUGAACGAUGAUGACUGGUUCCAUUGGAGCAGCAUAGUGUUUAUCGAUGAAAGGUUCCGGGGGUCCAGUUUUAAGGCAAUAGGAAAUCAAAAUAAGAUCGAAGGCCAAUGGGCUAUUGUCGGAGGGACUGGAGUGUUUACUUUUGCACAGGGUACUAUCUCCAUCUACAGAAUACAAGACAAUGGGCCCUCGAACAUCAAGGAGAUUCGAAUCAAUGCAUUUUGCUACACACCACCACAGACCACUGCCAGUGAGACAAAGCCUUUCAAGGACAGGUUGUUAAAGGAUGAAUCCAAUGCAGCCUCAAAUGUCGGCAGCCUUUCCAUGGCUAAUGCACAGAGUGGUCCUGUCACCCCACAGUCCCAGGGAACUGAAUAUAGUCUAAAUUUGUACAUGCACCAAACCAUCCAUGGACCUAACCAUAACCAAAUAAAUAUAGCAGAUCCAAAGCAGCCAAUGCUGUUUGGUUACACCAAUGUUCAUGACUAUCCCAUACAUGAUGGUCUUGGCCCCAGCGCGAAGAUUGUUGCACGUGCACAAGGCCUGCAUGCCGAGACUAGUAUGAACGAUGAUGACUGGUUCCAUUGGAGCAGCAUAGUGUUUAUCGAUGAAAGGUUCCGGGGGUCCAGUUUUAAGGCAAUAGGAAAUCAAAAUAAGAUCAAAGGCCAAUGGGCUAUUGUCGGAGGGACUGGAGUGUUUACUUUUGCACAGGGUACUAUCUCCAUUUACAGAAUGCAAGACAAUGGGCCCUCAAACACCAAGGAGAUUCGAAUUAGAGCAUUUUGCCGAACACCACAGACCACUCCAACAAAGAUAAAGCCUUUCAAGGACAGGUUGUUAAAGGAUGAAUCCAAUGCAACCUCAAAUGUCGGCAGCCUUUCCAUGACUAAUGCACAGAGUGGUCCUGUCACCCCACAGUCCCUGGGAACUGAAUAUAGUCUAAAUUUGUACAUGCACCAAACCAUCCAUGGACCUAACCAUAACCAAAUAAAUAUAGCAGAUCCAAAGCAGCCAAUGCUGUUUGGUUACACCAAUGUUCAUGACUAUCCCAUACAUGAUGGUCUUGGCCCCAGCGCGAAGAUUGUUGCACGUGCACAAGGCCUGCAUGCCGAGACUAGUAUGAACGGUGAUGACUGGUUCCAUUGGAGCAGCAUAGUGUUUAUCGAUGAAAGGUUUGGCACGUUCCGAGGGUCCAGUUUUAAGGCAAUAGGAAAUCAAAAUAAGAUCGAAGGCGAAUGGGCUAUUGUCGGUGGGACUGGAGUGUUUACUUUUGCACAGGGUACUAUCUCCAUCUACAGAAUACAAGACAAUGAGCCCUCGAACAUCAAGGAGAUUCGAAUCAAUGCAUUUUGCUACACAACACCACAGGCCACUGCAACCGAGACAAAGACUGCAGUCGCAGUCUUCGUGCAGGGAUUCAGCCGAUGGUCGAAGGCCGAGUGAAGCCUUCGGCGUGAAGGCGAAGGCCCUCACGAAGUGUUGGAUGUUAAAGCAGCCGCGAAGAGCCGAAGUAGCCAUCAGCAGCGAAGCCUCUAUUGGGCCUUCGCAUGAAGACCGAAGGCCAUAACGCUUCAUGACGCUGAAGACAACCAAAGGCAUGCGACCCUUCGGAACUUGGCGAAGGGAAUGACCUUCGCUGGAACUAAGAACGAAGAAGGGUGCGGUUGUAAAUACGAUAAUGUAAUCAUAAUUGUACCAAAAUACCUUCAAAUAUUCUAGAAAUGUAGCAGUUGGAGGGAUAGAAUUGUAAAUUG
This is a messenger RNA of Lolium perenne, 3434 nucleotides long. The record is from RefSeq and is a predicted model, not a curated record. NCBI's taxonomy places the organism in Eukaryota, Viridiplantae, Streptophyta, Magnoliopsida, Poales, Poaceae.